AUGGCUACCUGGAAGGUUGCUCCUGCUCUGGCCGCCGGAUGUACUGCUAUACUCAAGCCAUCCGAAUUGGCAUCUGUGACUUGUUUGGAGUUGGCAGAGAUUUGCAGACAGGGGGGUCUUCCUUCUGGCGUCCUUAAUGUUGUGACUGGGUCAGGCUCAGUAGCUGGUGCCCCUAUGUCAUCUCAUCGUCAUGUUGAUAAGAUAGCAUUUACUGGAAGCACAGCAACAGGAAUUAAGGUCAUGACAGCUGCAGCUCAAUUGAUCAAGCCUGUGUCAUUGGAACUUGGUGGAAAGAGUCCAAUUGUUGUGUUUGAGGAUGCAGACCUUGAUACUGCUGCAGAAUGGACUAUCUUUGGCUGCUUUUUUACAAAUGGUCAAAUCUGUAGUGCAACGUCCCGUCUUCUUGUUCAUGAAAGCAUUGCAGCUGAAUUCUUGGAAAAACUUGUUGACUGGAGUAAGAACAUCAAAAUCUCUGAUCCCAUGGAAGAAGGUUGCAGGCUUGGUGCCAUUAUAAGUGAAGGACAGUAUGAGAGGAUCAUGAGUUUCAUUUCAACAGCCAAGAGCGAAGGUGCAACCAUUCUAAAUGGAGGUGCCCGUCCUCAACAUCUUAAGAAAGGGUUUUUCAUUGAACCAACAAUCAUAACAGAUGUUAGCACCUCAAUGUCAAUUUGGAGGGAGGAGAUUUUCGGACCGGUUUUAUGUGUCAAAACAUUCACUACGGAGAAUGAAGCCAUCGAACUAGCAAACGACACUGACUAUGGCUUGGGGGCUGCUGUGAUUUCAAAAGAUUUGGAAAGGUGUGAACGCUUCACCAAGGCUGUGCAGUCAGGGAUUGUGUGGAUAAACUGCUCACAGCCCUGCUUCAAUGAAGCCCCCUGGGGAGGCAACAAGCGCAGCGGAAUUGGGCGUGAACUUGGAGAAUGGGGCCUGGAAAACUACUUGAGCAUAAAGCAGGUCACCCACUACACUUCUGAAAAGCCAUUGGGGUGGUAUUCUGCUCCUCGAAAACAGUGA
This is a messenger RNA of Prunus armeniaca (apricot), 1014 nucleotides long. The record is from the annotation of a GenBank genome assembly. Lineage: Eukaryota; Viridiplantae; Streptophyta; Magnoliopsida; Rosales; Rosaceae.